GCUCUCUCUCCGCAGGGCCACAGUCUGACUACUCCCCUUUCUCUCCAAUAUGGACUGGACACGGCCGAUUCCGCACUCUCUUUUCUAACGAGGCGCGACACAAACUACGCCCGUUCUGGAGCAUCACAGAUGGAAUCGAUCAUAUCUGAAGAUUUAACCCCGUGAGAUCUGGAAUAUACACGCCGUUUACCUUUUGAUGCGCUUUGAACGGUCUCUGAAACUACGGCAGCGUCCGCGUUCCCUGCGUUUCUUCUGGCUGUUGCAGCAUCCUUUUCGAACCGUUUCCGAUCCGGUUUGAUUAUCGAUUAUCGGCACGCGGUGCUGGUAUCAUGUUUCUUAGGGCCCGGAUGUUCCAAAGAUGCACUGGUUCGUUUUCUUAGGUGGUUCCUGCGAAUAUCCUUUCCUGAUCUUUAGCUCUAUAAUGGGGAUCAGGUAAUAUUAACUAAGGCGCAAAAGAAGGAAUAUCUUACGCUUUGCGUUUUUCAUUUUUUCUUCACCUUUUUCUUUGAUUUCUUUCCCCUGGGUUGCUUUUUUCCUACCCCCUCUUUUUUAACAACAUUUUUCUUCAUUCACCUUCGGAUAAAGCCGGACUACAUAUAUGGUAAAUGAAAGCAAAAACAUGUACAUACCGGAGGACACCCUUGAAAACCAUCAAGGCUCCAACUAUUCCAGUCCGUCGUUGGCUCCGGUUGCCAGUCUGAAUGAGGACGAGCGGGUGGGAGAUGGGGGCGGGGUGCUGGGUCUUGCACCUGAACACAUUCCCACCCCUGGUGCCCCCCUCAGCUGGCAGGCGGCCAUCGACGCGGCACGGCAGGCCAAGCUCAUGGGCACCACCGGAGCCCCGAUCUCCACCGUGACCUCCACGCAGCGUAAACGCCAGCAAUACACCAAACCCAAGAAACAGGCCAGCACUGCCUCCACACGUCCACCCCGAGCCCUUCUCUGCCUCACUCUUAAAAACCCCAUCCGCAGGGCGUGCAUCAAUAUUGUGGAAUGGAAACCGUUUGAAAUCAUAAUUUUGAUGACUAUUUUUGCAAACUGUGUGGCCUUAGCUGUCUACAUCCCUUUCCCUGAGGACGACUCCAACGCAACCAACUCCAACCUGGAACGGGUGGAGUAUCUCUUUCUCAUUAUUUUUACGGUGGAAGCAUUCCUGAAAGUGUUUGCGUACGGGCUGCUGUGUCACCCUAACGCAUACCUGCGGAAUGGCUGGAACCUGUUGGAUUUCAUUAUCGUGGUGGUGGGGCUCUUCAGUGCAAUAUUAGAGCAGGCCACUAAAGAUGGUGGGACUUCAAUAGGAGGCAAAGCUGCAGGUUUUGAUGUAAAAGCUUUGCGAGCCUUUAGAGUGUUGAGACCUCUGAGACUCGUGUCUGGAGUACCUAGUUUACAGGUGGUGCUGAACUCCAUCAUUAAAGCCAUGGUUCCCCUCCUGCACAUCGCUUUGCUAGUUCUGUUUGUCAUCAUCAUCUACGCCAUCAUCGGACUCGAGCUCUUCAUGGGCAAGAUGCACAGAACCUGCUUCUUCUUCAGAGAUGGACACAAAGGUUCUCUAUCUGAGGAGAAGCCGGCCCCAUGCGCUCCCAGCUCCGCCCAUGGACGACACUGCUCGCCGCCCAAUAUAACACAAUGCAUGAUGGGGUGGGAGGGGCCUAAUGAUGGAAUCACGAACUUUGAUAACUUUGCAUUUGCCAUGCUGACUGUGUUUCAAUGCAUCACAAUGGAGGGCUGGACUGAUGUCCUGUACUGGAUGCAGGACGCCAUGGGUUAUGAGCUUCCGUGGGUUUAUUUUGUCAGUCUGGUCAUCUUUGGAUCCUUUUUCGUUCUAAAUCUGGUUCUGGGUGUGUUGAGCGGAGAGUUCUCCAAAGAGCGAGAGAAGGCCAAAGCUCGUGGUGACUUCCAGAAACUCCGAGAGAAACAGCAGCUGGAGGAGGAUCUGAAGGGUUACCUUGACUGGAUCACACAGGCAGAGGACAUCGACCCUGAGAAUGACGACGAGGGACUGGAUGACGACAAGCCUAGAAAUCUGAGUAUGCCGGCCAGUGAAAAUGAGUCUGUGAACACUGAUAAUGCUCCAGCCGGAGAUAUGGAGGGAGAAACCUGUUGCACCCGCAUGGCAAAUAGGAUCUCCAAAUCCAAAUUCAGUCGUUAUUCUCGACGGUGGAAUCGGUUGUGUCGCCGCAAGUGUCGCGCAGCCGUGAAGUCGAACAUGUUUUACUGGCUGGUCAUUUUCCUGGUAUUUCUGAACACGCUAACCAUUGCCUCUGAGCACCACCAGCAACCAGAGUGGCUCACCAAUGUACAAGAUAUUGCCAAUAAGGUACUGCUGGCUCUCUUCACCGGUGAGAUGCUGCUGAAGACGUACAGCCUGGGCUUACAGGCAUAUUUCGUCUCUCUUUUCAACCGCUUCGACAGUUUUGUGGUGUGCGGUGGGAUUCUGGAGACCAUUCUGGUAGAAACGAAGAUCAUGUCACCCCUCGGCAUCUCAGUGCUGCGCUGCGUACGCCUGCUUCGCAUAUUCAAGAUCACCAGGUACUGGAACUCUCUCAGUAAUCUAGUGGCGUCUCUGCUGAACUCGGUGCGCUCGAUCGCCUCCCUGCUCCUGCUGCUCUUCCUGUUCAUCAUCAUCUUCAGUCUGCUCGGCAUGCAGCUCUUCGGCGGAAAGUUCAACUUUGACGAGACACGCCGCAGCACCUUCGAUAACUUCCCCCAGUCUCUCCUAACCGUCUUUCAGAUUUUGACGGGAGAGGAUUGGAACUCUGUGAUGUAUGAUGGCAUCAUGGCGUACGGAGGACCGUCCUUCCCUGGAAUGCUCGUCUGUAUCUACUUCAUCAUCCUCUUCAUCUGUGGAAACUACAUCCUCCUGAAUGUCUUCUUGGCCAUUGCCGUGGACAACCUGGCAGAUGCCGAGAGUCUGACAUCAGCACAGAAAGAGGAAGAGGAGGAGAAAGAGAGAAAGAAGCUGGCCAGGACGGCUAGUCCAGAGAAGCGUCAAAACUCGGCGAAACCUCCACUGGCGGAUGAGAAGAAAGAGGAGAAGAUUGAACUGAAAUCCAUCACCUCAGAUGGAGAGACGCAGACUGCCACCAAGAUCAACAUAGAUGAGUACACAGGUGAAGAGAACGAGGAGAAGAAUCCAUAUCCUGUGAACGAUUUCCCAGGAGAGGAGGAGGAGGAACCUGAGGUGCCAGUAGGACCACGUCCACGGCCGCUCUCAGACAUUCAGCUGAAAGAGAAAGCCGUUCCCAUGCCAGAGGCCAGAGCUUUCUUUAUUUUCAGCCCCAGUAACAAGUAUAAAAAACCCAAACACACCUUUAUUUUUCACAUCGGUGGAUUACAAUACGUAGUAUGUACUCAACUCCAUUUCACUCAGACCCCUUUUUCUCUCUCUCUCUCUCUCUCUCUCUCUCUCUCUCUUUGUAGGUUCAGGGUUUUGUGUCAUAAGAUUGUAAACCACAACGUUUUCACCAAUUUAAUCUUGUUUUUUAUACUGCUGAGCAGUAUUGCACUGGCAGCAGAAGAUCCAGUGAAGAAUGACUCAUUCAGGAAUCGGAUUUUAGGCUAUGCAGAUUAUGUGUUUACAGGGAUCUUCACCAUAGAGAUCAUGUUAAAGAUGACGGCGUACGGAGCGUUCGUACAUAAGGGUUCAUUUUGUCGGAAUUAUUUUAAUAUUCUGGAUCUGGUGGUGGUCAGUGUGUCUCUGAUCUCCUCUGGAAUUCAGUCAAGUGCCAUUAAUGUGGUGAAGAUUCUCAGAGUGCUGAGAGUGUUGAGGCCCCUGAGAGCAAUCAACAGGGCCAAGGGUCUCAAACAUGUGGUCCAGUGUGUGUUUGUAGCCAUCCGCACCAUCGGGAAUAUCGUCAUUGUCACCUCGCUGCUGCAGUUCAUGUUUGCCUGCAUUGGUGUGCAGCUUUUUAAGGGCAAAUUCUUCUACUGCACGGACUCCUCCAAACAAACACAGUCAGAGUGCAGGGGGUCUUACAUAUUAUACAAAGACGGGAAUGUUGGAAAGCCAGAGAAAGCUCCGCGUUCAUGGGAGAACAGCGACUUCAACUUUGAUGAUGUCCUGCAGGGCAUGAUGGCACUGUUCGCUGUAUCCACCUUCGAGGGUUGGCCGGGGCUACUCUACAGAGCCAUAGACUCCCACGCGGAGGAUAUCGGCCCGAUCUACAACUACCGCGUGGUCAUCUCUAUAUUCUUCAUCAUCUACAUUAUCAUCAUUGCCUUCUUCAUGAUGAACAUAUUCGUAGGUUUCGUCAUCGUGACGUUUCAGGAGCAGGGAGAACAAGAGUACAAAAACUGUGAGCUGGACAAGAAUCAGCGUCAGUGUGUGGAAUAUGCCCUGAAGGCCCGCCCCCUGCGCAGAUACAUCCCUAAAAACCCUUAUCAGUACAAAGUUUGGUACGUGGUGAACUCCACCUACUUCGAAUACCUGAUGUUCACCCUUAUCCUGCUCAACACCAUCUGCCUGGCCAUGCAGCAUCACGGUCAAUCUCAGUCCUUCAACAAAGCCAUGAAUAUUCUUAAUAUGUUGUUCACCGGCCUCUUCACUGUGGAAAUGAUCCUCAAACUCAUCGCCUUCAAACCCAGGCAUUAUUUUGUUGAUGCAUGGAACACGUUUGAUGCCCUUAUUGUAGUGGGUAGUGUUGUUGAUAUAGCCAUCACAGAGGUUAACCCAGCUGACCCCUCCUCCUCUCCCCCCUCCUCUGUGGUAAGACCAAUGGGCCUUCAAAACACCGAAGAUAACGCCAGGAUUUCCAUCACGUUCUUUCGGCUGUUCCGCGUCAUGAGGUUGGUGAAGCUUCUUUCCCGUGGAGAGGGCAUUAGGACGCUGCUCUGGACCUUCAUUAAAUCCUUUCAGGCUCUUCCCUAUGUCGCUUUGCUUAUCGUAAUGCUGUUCUUCAUCUACGCCGUCAUUGGGAUGCAGAUGUUUGGCAAGAUCGCCCUGAGGGACAACAGUCAGAUCAACCGAAACAACAACUUUCAGACGUUUCCUCAGGCUGUUUUGCUGCUCUUCAGGUGUGCUACAGGGGAAGCGUGGCAGGAAAUCAUGCUGGCCUGUUCUCCCAACCGUCCGUGUGAGAAGGGCUCGGAGGACGGCCAUUCAAGCGAAGACUGCGGCAGCCACUUUGCCAUCAUCUACUUUGUUAGUUUUUACAUGCUUUGCGCCUUCCUGAUCAUUAACCUGUUUGUGGCUGUCAUCAUGGACAACUUUGACUAUUUAACACGUGAUUGGUCGAUACUGGGGCCACAUCACCUGGAUGAGUUUAAGAGGAUAUGGGCGGAAUACGACCCCGAGGCCAAGGGUCGGAUCAAACAUCUGGAUGUGGUGACGUUACUGCGCAGAAUUCAGCCACCCCUCGGGUUUGGAAAACUCUGCCCGCAUAGAGUGGCGUGCAAGCGGCUUGUGUCCAUGAACAUGCCUCUCAAUAGUGACGGAACUGUGAUGUUCAACGCAACCCUUUUUGCCCUAGUGCGAACGGCUCUGCGCAUCAAAACCGAAGGUAACUUGGAGCAAGCAAACGAAGAGCUCAGGGCAAUCGUGAAAAAAAUCUGGAAGAGGACGAGCAUGAAGCUGCUGGAUCAAGUCGUGCCCCCUGCUGGAGAUGAUGAAGUAACAGUGGGGAAGUUCUAUGCCACAUUCCUUAUUCAGGAAUACUUCAGGAAAUUCAAGAAACGAAAGGAACAGGGCCUGGUAGCCAAAAUCCCCCCAAAGACUGCUCUUUCAUUGCAGGCUGGCCUGCGUACUCUACACGACAUGGGUCCUGAGAUCAGACGGGCGAUAUCGGGUGACCUGACCGUGGAGGAGGAACUAGAGAGAGCCAUAAAAGAAACCGUGUGUUCUGCGUCCGAGGAUGAUAUCUUCAGGGUAAAGCGUUCUGGUGGCCUUUUCGGCAACCACGUCAACUACUACAACCAAAGUGACGGCCACGCCUCCUUCCCACAAUCCUUCACAACCCAGCGGCCGUUGCACAUCAGCAAAUCCGGCAGCCCCGGCGAGACGGAAUCUCCCUCGCAUCAGAAGCUCGUCGACUCGACCUUCACUCCAAGCAGCUACUCUUCCUCAGGAUCCAACGCGAACAUCAACAACGCAAACAACACGGCCAUCGGACACCGGUACCCCAAACCAACCGUCAAUACGGUUGACGGACACACGGGGCCCCCCCUCACCACCGUCCCACUGCCACGGCCCACAUGGUGCUUUCCAAACAAGAGGACCUGUUUCUAUGACACGUUUAUGCGCUCUGAUUCCAGCGACAGUCGUCUCCCCAUCAUACGGCGAGAAGAAGCGUCUACCGACGAGACGUAUGAUGAGACGUUUCUAGACGAGAGAGAUCAGACCAUGCUUUCAAUUGACAUGCUGGAGUUUCAGGAUGAAGAGAGCAAGCAGUUGUCUCCCAUGGUGGAGGGCGAUGUAGGGGAGGAGAGGAGGCCGUGGCAGUCUCCACGGCGACGGGCCUUUCUCUGUCCCACUACACUGGGUCGACGGUCUUCCUUUCACUUGGAGUGUCUGAGAAAGCAUAACAGACCUGAUGUUUCUCAGAAGACUGCACUACCACUGCACCUAGUGCAUCAUCAGGCUUUGGCCGUGGCAGGCUUGAGUCCCUUGCUGAGACGAAGUCAUUCUCCGACUUUGUUCUCGCGUCUAUGCUCCACGCCCCCCGCGAGUCCAAGCAGCCGCGGCGGAGGAGGUCCGUGCUACCAGCCGGUUCCGUUUCUCCGGUUAGAGGGCAGCGGAUCCUACGAGAAACUCAACAGCAGCAUGCCGUCCGUGAACUGCAGCUCGUGGUACAGCGACAGCAACGGCAACCACAGCAGGAGCGCGCAGAGGACGCAACGACCCGUGUCGCUCACGGUUCCUCCGGUCACACGCAGAGACUCCAUAUCUCUGGCACACGGGAGCGCCGGCAGCCUCGUGGAGGCGGUGUUAAUAUCUGAAGGUUUGGGUCGCUACGCACAGGAUCCGACCUUCAUCCAGGUAGCAAAGCAGGAACUAGCAGACGCCUGCGACAUGACCAUGGAGGAGAUGGAGAACGCUGCCGAUAACAUUCUCAACGCCAACACUCCACCCAACGCCAACGGGAACCUUUUACCCUUCAUUCAGUGCAGAGACGCUGGUUCGCAGGAGUCUCGUUGCGGCCACGCGCUGGGGCUCUCUAGCGCCGCAGGGUCAGACGAGCUUCUGGGGGCGGAGUUAGACCUCUCUGAGGGGGCGGGGCUACGGAACAGCGCUCUGAUGGAGGACGAGGACAUGGAGUGCGUGACGAGUUUGUAGGGGGAACGUCAGCACGGAGGACUUCCUGUGUCUUAGCCCAACUCUCGCCGAGGACACUGCCGUCCCGCAGUCUGACCGUUUGUUGCGUGUACCUACCGUAGGGGUAUAAGGCCAUUCUGCUUAGCUGAGAGCGAGUCAGUUUUUAGUUCGUCCGUGUGUUUGCGAGAGCACGAGCGAGUAGGCGAGUGUACAUGUUUGUGUGUGUGUUUCUAAAGUGCCUCACAGUUCUCACAACCUUGAUUGCAGUAAGGAGGAAAUGAAAAAACAACCCUGACCGAACAGGGAAUCGUGGGAAAAGAUGCGCUGUUACCCAAUGAAUGGGAUACUGUAUGUCCGUCGGUGGACGCCUGGGGGCCAAAGUAGGAUUGCGCUGACCCCUAUGUGUGUUGGAAUCAACGGCCUCAUCCGGUGCGAAUGUGUGGUGCCGAGCGGGCUGUGUCGGGAAUUGUGCCGUCCAGGAGAGGUCGCUGGUUCGAGGGAUGCUCAGAAAGACCAAAUGGACAAACUGGAGAGGUGAAGCCCACUCAGAUAUAACAGCUGUCGCACUUUUCACGGGGCUGUCCAUCAUCCAUUCGUCAGGAGAAGCGUCGUCUCUAAACACCCCCAACCUUUUUUACUGGUUCAUUUUCAGUUCAAGAUUUUGCUGCUUUUUAUUUUAUGAGUUCUACCCAUAAUUCUCUGGUUGAGCUGUUUUGUUGAAACGGCUUUGAAAGACUGAACUGAACUCUCUGAAUUUCCCUCUCUCUUUUGUGUACCGUCACGGCUUUCAGGUAGCUGCUAGCUGGGAAAGGUCAUUGCAUCAGUGGCCUUUGACUUCCAGAGGCGCUUCACUGUUCUGCCGUUUUUUUCUCUUCUUCCCAGCAUUUGGUAUUUCCAUUAUCGUUUAUCUUGAAUUGCACACAGGUCGAUGCUGUUUUUUUCUAAAUUAUUAUUAUUACUAUUAUUAUUGAAGGAUGUUUAUGCCAGAUGCAGUGUUGUGACUCUAAUGCCUCUUACAGAGAAAAAGCUAUUUAUUUAUUUAUUCCUGUCAGAGGUUGCAGUGUGUUCAGGGGGAUCUCUCUCGUGUUGUUUAUCGGUAGCUCGCGAGCUGUAAAUGAGCAGUUUAACUCACCUGGACGCAGGUAGCACUGAUAGGUCACACGGUUCCAAUGCUGCUGUUGGAUUGGACGUUCUGAAACUACUGACGUUUCUUCACUGCUGAUCUCCAGAAACAUUCAGCCGAUAGCGACAGACAGUCUGCACAGGAAACAGCAGAGCUUCUGAAGGUCAGUAAAGGUGCACUUUGAGGAGAGGAAGCGUGGAGUAUUCAGGAAGCGUAGCGCAUCAUUUCAAAAACACUAAUGUAGUUCACACAGGGCUAAAUAUACUACCACGAUUAAGUCAUUACGAACGUACAAACGUCAGCAGUGUCAUGGCCGUCAUCCAUUAAUGUUAUUAAUUAUUAUUAUUAUUAUUACUGUUGUUAAGGAUCUUUUUUUCUGCUGGGUUUAUCACUGUAUCCAUGCAGUUCACACUUACACGCAGAGCUACCUUUUUAUCUAUUAUGCAAAUAAGGUGUUGAAGCGUUAGCGGUUACUCAUGUUGCUUACGUGAGAUCAAAGUCAUCCCCUAAACACAUCCAUUAAUGAGAAAUGACACUGUCGAUGUACGAAGCGACGGAAACCUGACCAAUCCGCUUCCAGGGCGUCUUUCUGUAUGUCUGGGUUACAAGUUUUCGUUACCGUUUUGCUUCAGAAAAGCAUUAUAGGAAUUUCUCUUCACAUAGAUGAAUAGAUAACGAAGUAUUUUCGUCCGCUUGACUUGUUUCUACACCGAGCGUCCUGCUGUUUCCUGGCGUUGUGUUCCAGGCCUUGGACAUUGAAAUCCUGAUUUACAUCUUGCUUUGACUGGUCACGUGCUUUCGGUUGCGAGUUUCUGAAUGCUUACAGGAGAUCUCUGCUCCGAGGACAAUGCAAUGCGUGUGAAAAAGAAAUUAGGAAAAAAUGUAGCCAGAACCCACCCGCUCUGUUCCAAAGCCCAAAGUUCCAAUGUGUCAUUGUGAGGCUGCCCCAGGCACAUUUCGAGGCCUUGGUUGUGUAUGUGUCGAGUUUAUCUGUGUUUAGUAUAUGCACAGCGGAGAACUGAGUGCGAAUGCGUAGUCGAGCGCGUUAGUAUUUGCGUUUAGUAUAUAUGCGGUACGAGUGCGUGCGUGCGUGCAUGCGUAUGUGCUUGCAUACCACAAGAUAUGCAAAAACAAUGCAAUAACUUUGACUGUACAACAGUUUCAUUCAGAACUACAGCUGUACAAAAAUCUAAGAUCCAGAGAGAAUAUAUUCACUGUUGUGUAUUAAGUUGCAGAACUUUAAAUUCAAAAAAACCUGUCAUACUUGAAAUGGGGUGAAUUUGAGUAUUGAGUAUUUUAACAAUCUUGUGCGGGUCAGUUUGGUUUGAUGUUUUUCUUCUGUUGGUUUCAAUUUCUUCUGCAUGAGGAUUUUUUGGGUGUGCAAAGCUUUCCAGUAACUUCGUUUUAUUUCGUUCUAAUGAAACAUUGAGGAAACGCCGAUGACGGGUCAGACGAAACGUGAAGGUGUACAUAGAGGUGGAGAGAAACGUCUCGUCGGUGCGAAAGUGAUUUUGCAUAUCUUGUGCUCAUCCAGCUGAAAGGUGCAUGAUACGCAAGAGCAGCUCUCUCUCUCUUUUGAUCACUGCUAUUUUCCGUUUUACCUUUUCACUCACUCACCGUUCUUCUCCUUCCUUCAGCAGACAUCACAGUGAAGCUAAAUCUUAUUACAUUCCCCCCACACACGUACAUGCCAGGUUAACAGACUUGAUUUGAUUUUGGACGGCGUGGAUUGUUGGCCAUUGACAUUUUCACUUUUUUGUGUUCGAGGCUACAAGUGAAACAUUAGAAAUCCCCUCGUUUGUGUGUCGUUUCUCAAGUCUUAUGGACAAUCUGCAUUUGCAAUGGAUAUUGAACUGAUCAGAGGUUUGAGUCUAAGCUCGUUUUUUUUCUAUCACGUGAUUUCAUUCGCAUGGAAAUGCUGGAGUCUAAAGACUGGACAGACUCUCCCUUCAUUAGCCAAUGAUUGUAUAUUUUUAUAGACUAUAGAAAAGAGUUAAAAGAAAAAAUAUAAACUCAUCUGUAUCUGCUGAAUGUCAGGGUUAAAAUGGCUACACACAACAGUGUUUGAGAAUGUAUGUAGCGACUUAUCUGUAUAGAUAGAAAUUAAAUUUACGAUAGAGAAAUAUAGAGUAAAUCAUUGGUAGUCACUGCAGUAGCUCCUUUUGAAACUCCAGUUGCAUGACGGCAGGAUGGUUGGGCAUUUAUUGAGGGAGGCGUGCAAUGAGAUUUAUCGAGGGCUUGUUCAGAGCUGCUGUUUUCAAUCGGACACAUCACGUUCCCCGCGAGCGACGGAACAGUCUGGAUAAGCCACAAGCUUUCGGUCUACAAAAUCAGCCCCCGUGUUGAAUGACACGUGCAUCAGCAGAUGAACGAUCUUUUAGGAACAGAAACACGGAGCGCUGUGUAACGCUCAGGCCUGGUACCAAAUAUCUGACUGAAUAUUUUGUUAGUUGCUCAGUGGUGUUUUCUGCCCAAAUCGUUUAAUUGUAGCUUUUUUCUCUCAGAGAAUCAGAAGUAAUUUUAUAUAUUUUAAUAUGCGAGAAAUAUUUAUGAAAUGGAAAUUUAGAUGCUUCGCAAUUGCGGUGGGAGCAGCCAAAGUCAGCGAUGGACUGCAAUUGGUCGUGAGGUGCAUUGUGUUCACCUCGUGUAGCAGCGUAAGCAAGAUUCCCUAAAAACAAAAGAUGAUUUAUUAAAAUAGACAACAACAAAAAAUACAUGAAUAGAUUAUUAGCCUUAUAAGCCUUUCGAAAUGUAAAACCCCCAGGAAACAGCCCCUGGUUUCUAAUAUUAUCGGAAACGAUCCAUUACAUCUUAGUGUCUCUUUACAGCGAUUGGUUUACUUGGAUGAACCCAGUAACGAAGAAACACGGAUGGUUUUUUACAUUAGGUAAAAUAUUUUUUGGGUUAGUUAGUUUAAGUAUUUGGUUAUGGAGUUCUGUCUGGGUUUCUGGGUUCACGUGUGCUUUUAUGGAACUUUUGCAUGUCAGAUUUGAAGGUGCGCGCUGAAGGGUUGACCUUUGACCAAGAGAAAGCCUGGACAGGUGCAAAGUUUGCCCUCUGGUUUAACCUUUGUGUAGCACAUAUCUCCAAUGUCCUCCUUUAUAUGACUGUUAAUUUGAUAUUAUAAUAAGUUAAUGUAGUGCGUAAACGAAUUUUAACGGUAAACUAAAAGCUAAGGUGGUGAUGCAAUAAUCACGAUUUGCACAUUUAAACCACAUUUAGUUCGAUACGUCAUACACAUAAUCCAAGUAAAGGAUGAAUUUAUGCAUAGAUUUUAGCUGUCGUGUAAAUAUUAAUUUCGCCCUAAGCUCAAAAUGUCAAUCUCGCCAUAGUUUCAUUUCAGCAGGUGGGACUAUAAUUUCAUGCAGAUCGGUUCAGGCUGUUUUAGUGCACCGAUGGCGCUGGAAACUGAAUUAGGGCCUAAUGAAUGCAAAGGUAUUUCCGAGUGGCAUUUCCCUGCCUCCAGUUCCACCCAGCGAAUGUAGCACUAGAGAGAGAAAAUGGGAGGAACGGUAAAGUUUUGGAGGAGGAGGAGCUCAAAAGAGUAUUAAUUGCACAAAUUUCCAUGAAUGAAUGAAGUGAACGUAGUUUGAACUUAUUCUUUAUCACAUCCUGAUUUCAUUCUGCAGAGAAGGACGUAAUGUUUGAUCAGGUCUGGUUGGCCGCAAGAAGCUCUGGGCUUGAUUUGUUGGCUCUGGUUGUUUCUCUAAUGGGUGGCAGGACUGAGGGAUUCUAUUCCCUGAAAGCACCACCACGUUACGCUAUUUUCCUUGCCGAAUUAGUUCACAACAGGGGCAGUCUUGGAACAGAUCGUGCUUUUGGUAGAUGUUAAAGGCAUCAGUGCUGGUCAUUUGGGUCUCUCGUGGAACACAGAGGUCAGUCAUUCACAUUUUGGACCACCGACUUUAGAGCCCGGGUGUUAUUAAACCUCUGUGAGACGUCUGCAUGGUCUGUCAUUCCCUCUUCUACUUUCGCCGAUACUCUUUUGUUUCAUUUCAUCGUUCUUUCAUUUGUUCAUUUCGAUUUGAAAAAGAAU
Triplophysa rosa is the source of this 12408-nucleotide messenger RNA. RefSeq names its product calcium channel, voltage-dependent, L type, alpha 1C subunit (gene cacna1c). Gene Ontology annotation, cellular component: voltage-gated calcium channel complex; membrane. The transcript has 47 exons. Gene Ontology annotation, biological process: calcium ion import across plasma membrane. The coding region runs from base 599 to 7270 and encodes 2223 amino acids. Gene Ontology annotation, molecular function: high voltage-gated calcium channel activity. The record is from RefSeq and is a predicted model, not a curated record. NCBI's taxonomy places the organism in Eukaryota, Metazoa, Chordata, Actinopteri, Cypriniformes, Nemacheilidae.